UAUUUUUUUUGAUACAUAACCUUAAAUGUUGACUAGCGAUAAUGAAUUUGGACUUUUAAAUGCACUGCUUUAAAAUAUUAAUGUUUUUAAUCGAUUAAUUGUUGUACUGUUCGUGUAAAAUGACUACGUUUUGUGUAUCCCAAGAGGGCCCAGUAAAUGCCCUGGCCCUAAAUCGUGAUAAUAACCAGGUUGCUAUAGGUGGAAGAAAUGUUUUUAAGGUCUAUCAAAUCGAAGACGAUAAGUUCCGUGAAGUGUGCAAUUUGAGGAAUUCCAAGCAUUUAAAUUCUGGCUUUUCUUGUAAUGAUGUCGCCUGGAGCCUUACCGAUGAUCAUUAUUUGGCGACAGCAGCUACAAACGGACAUGUUUGUGUUUGGAAUCUUUCAAAAACCGGGCGUCCCACCCAAGAACAGGACUACCAAGACCACAAACGGACAGUUAAUAAAGUUAAUUUUCAUGCUACGGAGCCGUUUAAGUUGAUUUCGGGCUCACAGGAUGGUACCAUGCGAUAUUUUGAUAUCAGAGUGCCUGCUGCAGUUACAAUAUUUCAAAGUAACACAGAAAGUAUCAGGGACGUCCAGUUCAGUCCGCACAAUGCCUACAUGUUUUGUGCGGUCUCCGACAACGGUAGCGUUCAACUGUGGGAUGUGCGCAAGCCCGAAAAGUUCCAGCAACAGUUCACAGCGCACAGUGGUCCGGUUUUUGCCUGCGAUUGGCAUCCGGAAUCACCGUGGCUGGCUACAUCGAGCAGGGACAAAACUAUUAAGGUGUGGGAUUUGACAGCUAAACCAACCCUAGAAUACACCAUACACACCAUAGCUUCAAUUGGUCACGUUAAAUGGAGGCCUCAGUAUAAGUUCCACAUAGCCAGUUGCGCACUGGUCAUAGACUGCAGUAUAAACGUGUGGGAUAUUAGGAGACCUUAUAUUCCUUUUGCGUCGUUUACCGAGCAUAAGGAUAUUGCCAGUGGCGUGGUAUGGAAGGGGGAUCCCAAUGUGUUCCUCAGCAGUGGCAGGGACUCAACAUUAUACCAUCACUCAUUCAGCGACGGGCAAAGACCCGCAAGCAAAGCAAACCCCCAAGGCGUCUCACUCAACAACAGAGGAGAGGUGAUCUACUCGAGAAAAAUAAACUACGUCAUGUCAAACAGCAACAGCUGCUCACAAAACUCGCUCAGCAAAGCCGUAGGCUUAAUGAGGAAAACCUCAACUACCCAGGCGGUGGAUAACUUCCAUCAAGCUUCCAGCUGUAUCUACGCUUUCAGGCCAACGAAUUCCGAGACUGAGGAGUCCUCGGUGUUUCUGGAUCUGGCUAAGAACUACGUGCUGUGCGGUAGGACGGUAUCCGAGUUAUGUGAAAGGAAUUCGGCCAUAGCUAAGCAGUUCGGGAAGCACGACGUGGCUCUGACGUGGAAGAUUAUGGGUACUAUGUAUGGGGAGGAGUUUGUGCAGCAUUUGAACGCUAGCAGCACCGCUUUGGAGGAGAGUACCGGUGCUCCGGUGAACGCCGAAGAACAAGCGCCAGACACGCCAGCGGCGGCGCAGUUCAGUGGCGGAGACGAGGAAACAGAGAACGAGGAUCAAGUGGACAACGCCUUCCCCAACUACCUGAAUGUACGCGACGGUUGCCUACCCAGAGGAGACUUCUUCUUUGGAGAGAACGAGUUAGAUGUUGAAUUGGACGGGGCUCCAAUGUUUAUGGAUUAUUACCAAUAUGGACGGUUCAAUCCCGUCGAAUACAAUGAGAUCGAUUGGACCUUGCCUAUAGAAGCCUUUGAUAUCAGACACGAGAUCUUGGACAGGUCCCCACCUCCCGAACAUUUCCCUCACCAUUCACCAGAUAUCCGUGAAGAUUCUUCACAAACAGUACUUCAGGUUGAAGAACCUCAGCCAGGGAUGCUCACGGUCGGUACUCCGUCAAAAAAAUUGAUGUGGGACCCCAGUUCGAUUGUUGUUGACACUUUACAGUAUUACUCUGCCCUAGGAGACGUACAAACAACGGCUACAAUCCUGAUAGUAUUGGGCGAUAGCAGAAAGUAUUUAACAGGGCUUAGCGAAGCUCUACAAGAACACUGGUUACUCGGCUACAUCGACCUCCUCAGCCGAUACAAGAUGUGGAACACUUCAACGCAAGUAAUUAAGCUAUCAUGGUUGCCCUCAGUCAGUCAGUUGAACCAGCAGAGCACUACCAUCAACACUAACUGCGGGAAGUGUUUGAAGCCUUUACAGAGAGCCGGAUGGUUGUGUGACAGGUGUCAUACGUCAGAAUACGGGUUGUGUAGCGUGUGCAACCAAGUCGUUAAAGGUACUUACGUGUGGUGUCAGGGCUGUUCUCAUGGCGGUCAUAUUUUUCACAUGAGGAAUUGGAUGUCAGACAAAACCACUUGUGCGACGGGCUGUGGACACGUGUGCGAGUACAACUGAUAUACGAGAAGAUCCAGUGACGUAGUGCCUUGACAGGUGCCCUGAAAAAUGACGCGGCCCACCUAAAAGCGACGCGAUAAACGAUUUUUAUGGUUUCUCUUGCCGCCAAAUGUUCCUUUACAACCCCAAAGACUGCCACUGUAUAGGUAGAGAGACAAAUCGAGACGAAACCUGCAUUUUUAGGUGAAAUAAGCAACAUUUCGGAUUUUUUGUACAAUCUGGCAACGCCGAUUCCAGUCCGCAAGACAAAUCAUGCAUUUUUACGUAAAAUACCGAAAAUUUUGGAUAUUUUCCACUAUCUGACAACGUCGAUUUGUCGAACGGUAUUGUCAUAUUGUGCAAAAAUUCUUAAAAAUCCUGAAUCUACCGCGGUAUAGAUGUAGAAGGAACUGACAGAUCAUGCAUUUUUACGUAAAAUAUCCAAAAUUUAGGAUAUUUUUCACAAUCUGGCAACGUCGAUUUGUCGAACGGUAUUGCCAUUUUGUGCACAAAUACCUAAAAAUCCUGAAUCUACCGCGGUAUAGAUCUAGAAGGAACUCUAGACAGAUCCUGCAUUUUUAUGUAAAACACCCAAAAUUUAGGAUAUUUUUCACAAUCUGGCAACGUCGAUUCGUCGAACGGUAUUGCCAUAUUGUGCAAAAAUUACUAAAAAUCCUGAAUCUACCGCGAUAUAGAUGUAGAACGAACUCUAGACAGAUCCUGCAUUUUUAAGUAAAAGACCCGAAAUUUAGGAUAUUUUCCACAAUCUGGCAACACCGAUUCGUCGAACGGUAUUGUCAUAUUGUGCAAAUAUUCCUAAUAAUAUUGAAUCUACCGCGGUAUAGAUGUAGAAGGAACUUUAGAGACGUCUCGAAUCUUGCAUUUUAAUAUAAAAUGCCCAAAAUUUAGGAUAUUUUCCACAAUUUGGCAACGUAGAUUCGUCGAUCCGGGAACUGACAUGGUUAUAGUACAGAGGGGACUCGGGUAAACCCAGCAUUUUUAGGUGAAAUCAAAUUUCAGUAUUUUUACACUACCCGUCAAUGUCGAUACGUCUAACGGCGUUGUCAGAUCGUGUAAGGAUUCCUUAAAAUCCCGAAACUGCCUCGGUAUAGGUACAGAGAUAAAUCUAGACGAAUCCUGCAUUUUUAGGCUAAAUAAACACAUUUCAGUAUUUUUCGUACAUUCUGGCAACGUCGAUUUGUUGUGCGGGGUUGUCACAUAGUGCAAAAAUUCCUAAAAACUCCGAUUUUGUCUCUACAGGACGAGAAUACGGCGGGCGUAUGGA
This is a messenger RNA of Sitophilus oryzae (rice weevil), 3684 nucleotides long. It is a transcript of the gene Wdr24, whose product is annotated as GATOR complex protein WDR24. Lineage: Eukaryota; Metazoa; Arthropoda; Insecta; Coleoptera; Curculionidae. The coding region runs from base 120 to 2420 and encodes 766 amino acids. The record is from RefSeq and is a predicted model, not a curated record. Gene Ontology annotation, biological process: positive regulation of TOR signaling. The transcript has 10 exons. Gene Ontology annotation, molecular function: protein binding.